AUGGAGAAAGGUAACGAGAUCAUGGAAGACAUCAAAAACUACGAGCCAAGAUUGAAUCAAGAGUGGGUUCAGAUUUUGAUCAAUCUGCGUAUGAAGUACGCAAAGUCUUUCACGAGGAAGCGAAAUUCUGCUGCAGAAGCUUGGAAGAAUAUUUUGCAAGAGAUGAUGGAUCUUGGAGCGCCUCCUUACGUGACUUUGGAUAAGAUUAAGAAGAAAUGGAUGAAUCUGAUUGCUAGAUAUAAGCAUUUGAAAUUCGCUGGAAACUCGGAGGCGAUAACUUGGCCGUAUUUCGAGCAAAUAGAUCGUGCUUAUUCGAGAAAUCCUUACAUAGUAGAGACCAGAUCGAAGUGCAAGAAAGGAAGCGAAAGCGACGAGAGUUACGUUUCAGAUUAUGCCGAAUACAUGAUGAAGAAGCAGAAGUUUACCAGCAUUUUAAUCCAUUUGCGUUACGCCUAUCGUCAUCUGUUCACGGGAAAGAAAUACGCGGCGCAGAAAGGAUGGAUGAUGAUUCAGAAUUUGUUGCCUGGUGGACAGAACUACUCCAUCGAGCAGAUAAGCAAGUGUUGGCAGAAUCUCAUCCAGAGGUACAAGAGCAUCUUGGAGACGGAGAAGGAUCUGUGCAAGAUCACUUGGGUGCAUUUCAACAAUAUGCACGAGAUUAUGACCAAGAAGGAUGAUGCUGUGUUAACCGAUCUUCCGGAUCAGAUCGUCAAGAAGGAGAUCUGCGUGUCGCCGAUGCAAUCGAUGAGCAUAAUCGAGAACGAGAACAACGAGGUGAUCCUCAAGAACGAAUCGGAUUUCGAUGAAAACGUUAUCUCGAAUUGCUUGGAGAUUAAGAUGAGGAGCGGCGUUGGUGGAGGAGGUGGAGGUAGGAGGAAGAAGUCAAAGAAUGCAACUCUGAACGAACUGUUGAAUCAUCUGAAAGAACAGGACAAGAAAAUUGAGAGAAAUCACAAGGAGAUCUUGGAUUCCCUUAACAGCAUGCAGAAGAUAAUUUCUGACAAUUAGUUAUAACUUUAAUUACUUUAA
Molecule: messenger RNA, 1029 nt
Organism: Nicrophorus vespilloides
Lineage: Eukaryota; Metazoa; Arthropoda; Insecta; Coleoptera; Silphidae
Exons: 6
Coding region: 1-1008 (335 amino acids)
Source: RefSeq, a predicted model, not a curated record